Messenger RNA from Arabidopsis arenosa, 1968 nucleotides. The record is from the annotation of a GenBank genome assembly. Lineage: Eukaryota; Viridiplantae; Streptophyta; Magnoliopsida; Brassicales; Brassicaceae.
CAAACGAAAACAGAUUCAAAUUCUCCGGCGAAGUCUUCCAAUUCAUCAAUCAUCAUCUCUAAAUCGAUCUCUGGCUUCAUCAAUCAUGCCAGAGAUCGAGAUUAUCCCCUGCGACGACAACAACGCCGCCUUAUUCGGCAAAUACGAGCUCGGAAAGCUUCUCGGAUGCGGCGCAUUCGCUAAAGUCUUCCACGCACGUGAUCGUCGUAACGGUCAAAGCGUCGCCGUGAAAAUCCUCAACAAGAAGAAACUCCUAACAAAUCCAGCUCUAGCCAACAACAUCAAACGUGAGAUCUCAAUCAUGAGAAGAUUAUCACAUCCAAACAUCGUUAGACUCCACGAAGUAAUGGCUACAAAGGCGAAGAUCUUCUUCGCUAUGGAGUUUGUUAAAGGAGGUGAAUUAUUCAACAAAAUAUCAAAACAUGGACGUCUUAGCGAAGAACUCAGCCGUAGAUAUUUCCAACAGUUAAUCUCUGCUGUUGGUUAUUGUCACGCUCGCGGUGUUUACCACCGCGAUCUCAAACCGGAGAAUCUGUUAAUAGACGAAAACGGAAACUUAAAAGUUUCAGAUUUCGGUCUUAGCGCGUUAACGGAUCAAAUCCGACCCGACGGGUUAUUACAUACCUUGUGUGGUACUCCGGCGUACGUUGCGCCGGAGAUUCUAUCUAAAAAGGGAUAUGAAGGUGCUAAAGUUGAUGUAUGGUCUUGUGGAAUCGUCUUGUUCGUUCUCGCCGCCGGUUAUUUACCGUUUAACGAUCCGAAUUUGAUGAAUAUGUACAAGAAGAUUUAUAAAGGAGAGUAUCGUUUUCCUCGUUGGAUGUCUCAAGAUCUGAAACGUCUCAUUUCUCGUCUUCUAGAUAUCAACCCUGAGACUAGAAUCACCAUUGAUGAGAUUCUUAAAGAUCCUUGGUUUGUUAAAGGAGGUCUUAAGCAAAUCAAGUUCCAUGACGAGAUUGAUGAUUGUGAGAAAGAUCAGAAAGUGGAAGAAGCUGUGAAGAGUUUAAACGCGUUUGAUUUGAUUUCUUACUCGUCUGGAUUAGAUUUGUCUGGAUUGUUUGAUGGCUGUAGUAAUUCGGUUGGUGAAUCGGAGAGGUUUUUGUCGGAGAAGUCGCCGGAGAAAUUGGCGGAGGAAGUGGAGAGGUUUGCGAGAGAGGAGAAUCUGAGGAUGAAGAAGAAGAAGGAAGAAGAGUAUGGAUUUGAAAUGGAAGGGCAAAAUGGGAAAUUUGUUAUCGGGAUUUGUAUUUCGCGGUUGAAUGAUUUGCUUGUGGUGGUGGAGGCACGGCGGAGAGGUGGUGACGGUGAUUGCUAUAAGGAGAUAAAUCUCCGAACCCUUGCUGUUAUGAAAUCUGGAUCUGGUGGGAUCGUGGAUGGAUCGAAUCAGAGACAAAGUGGUGGUGGUGCAAGUGAGAAAGCUAAAGUGGAGAAGAUUGUGCUUGAGAUAAAAAAUUGUAGUCUUCUGAUGAUUAAGCUAAAUGAGUUGGAAAGUUUUACAGAUUUGGGUUUAAAAGAAGCUAAAGCAUUGGUGGAGAAUAGUCAUGCAAUUUUGAAAGCUAGAUUGUCUAAAGAAGAAGGUGAUGAUAGAGACGGAUUUUCACAACUUGAACUGAAGAUGUUCUCCUCUCACAACAAGGUCAAGAAGGACAAGAAUGCUGAGCCAACAGAAUGUGAGGAGAGGAGCAAGUUUCUCAGGGUGAAGCCGUUACUGACACAGCUAGGAGCAAGUUUUAAAGUACUUGUGCUCGAUGAAAUGAGUGAUGGAGGUGAGAUCCAAUUAGCUUUAUCAGAAUGGACUGGACAGUGCAUAGUUCCAAACGUCUUCAUCAAAGGAAAACACAUCGAUGGAUGCGAUAGUGAUUAAGGAGUUUCUUAAAGUCAUAGAGACAUAGACUUAAUUUUUUUUUUCUCGCCAGCUUUUGAUUUUCUUUUAGCUUUCCACAAAACAUUGUGUUAUAAAGUUCUCUCAUCAAU